AUGUUCAAACUGCGAAGCGUAAAGCAGAAGACCAACCUAAAGAUGUCAAUAUUGCAAAAGGCCGAUAGUGGACCGGGAGAUGCCGGCAAACCACAGAUAUUUUCGUUCGUUGCAGAUGGUCGACGGACAGUUCACACAACAUAUCCGGAUAAAUCAGAGAAAGUGGAAGAGUACGAUCUUCGCGACGACACGGUGUUGGUCCGUAAAUUCCGUAGACCUCCCUCUCUUUUUGGACGAGAGGCAAUGUGGGAGUAUGAGAUCGGCGCCCCGAGGGAAGGCACGGAAGCUAUCGUCGGGAGUAGUGACAGAAAUGAGAUAGUUAUGGCGCCCAGUACUUCAUCUCCUCUCUGUGUUACUCGAGACACAAAAGAGGCUUUCGAGUGGAGGAUACGUAACCUCCCCUAUCCUCGCGAUACGUAUAGUGUUCAGAUUGAUGGAGAUGCCCGCGAGAUUGUUAUCAGCACCACCAACAAAAAAUUUUAUAAACGGCUGCGUAUGAGCGAUAUACAGACACUCGGCCUCUCCCUAAAACGUGAGAGCCUCUCUUGGACUCAUCAGCAUAACACACUGGUUGUCUCCUACAAAAAGCCACAAGAAGUGAGUGACUUAUCUGCUAAACAACCGCUUCUGAGAGAACACGGGCUUGUUCUUUCACAUGCCUAA
This is a messenger RNA of Neospora caninum, 663 nucleotides long. RefSeq lists its product as hypothetical. Bases 1 to 663 code for a protein of 220 amino acids. The transcript has a single exon. The record is from RefSeq and is a predicted model, not a curated record. NCBI's taxonomy places the organism in Eukaryota, Apicomplexa, Conoidasida, Eucoccidiorida, Sarcocystidae.